Molecule: messenger RNA, 1349 nt
Organism: Pelobates fuscus (common spadefoot toad)
Lineage: Eukaryota; Metazoa; Chordata; Amphibia; Anura; Pelobatidae
Gene: LAMTOR1
Product: late endosomal/lysosomal adaptor, MAPK and MTOR activator 1
Exons: 5
Coding region: 3-599 (198 amino acids)
Biological process (GO): lysosome organization; cellular response to amino acid stimulus; regulation of receptor recycling
Cellular component (GO): late endosome membrane; Ragulator complex; lysosome
Molecular function (GO): molecular adaptor activity; guanyl-nucleotide exchange factor activity
Source: RefSeq, a predicted model, not a curated record
UGAUGGCUCGGUCUGGCUGUUGCCCCGGAAGCGGAAGUUGGCUGUGGUGCGGUUUCCGGUGGUCAUGUGAUGUACACUGGCUGCUGGUCUCACUGAGAGCCCGAGCGGAGAUGGGCUGCUGCUACAGCGGGGAGAACGACACGGGCAAGGGGGACCAGGGAGAACGGGAACAUCUGUUACCCCCAAACCAGACAAUUCCCAACAGGACACCAAAUGGGUCUGAGCCAAGUUCUAUCAAUAACCCAACAGCUCGUACUGAUGAGCAGGCCCUGCUCUCCCGUAUCCUGGCCAGGACGGCGCAAAACAUCAUUGAUGUAUCAGCCGUGGAAUCCCAGGGGAUGGAACAGCAUGAAUGUAUGGACAGAGCGAGACAGUACAGCAUGCGGCUGGCAAAGCUUAGUAACAAUCUAACACACUGGAAGAAGGUGCCCCCACUGCCCUCGCUUACAGCUCAGCCUCACCAAAUACUCGCCAGUGACCCCGUUCCAUAUGCAGAUGUACAACAGGUUUCUAAGAUAGCUGCUUAUGCCUUCAGUGCACUUUCACAGAUUCGAGUAGAUGCAAAAGAGGAUCUUGUCGUACAGUUCGGGAUUCCGUAACUCCAAUGCACAUCAAGCCUCUCUGCAACUUCCUUUCACAUAGUGCUCCCUUUUACUUUAUGUAGAUUUGUUUUCUCUUCGUUUAGUUAAACUUUGUCCUGGUUGCCAUCUUUUCCACCGCUCACAGUUUAACUCCUUUACCCCUUUCCCUUCUUUGACUAUUGCACUGAUCAUUCAUGUUCUAGCUAUUCUUUACCCUGAACAUUAAUUUCUGCAUCAUUUAAUCGGGCCUGCCUCUAAUUAUGUGCUGCGUAAUCUUUGCCAUGAGCAAACUGUUACUGUCUGUGUGGCAGAGACUAGUCUGAAGGAAAUAAGAUAAAAUAAGGUUUACUAGAAAUCGACUUAAGGGGGGCGGUAGCAUUGUUCACAAACCGUGAUAAUGGAAUUUUAGUAAAGAAUUUGUAUAUUUCAUACCCCAUCCUCGAAGAGAGGUUUGUAAUCCAGUGCAAUGAGUAGCACAAACAGUAACCCUCCAACCGCACCUUCCUAUACAGGAUCCAUUUAAUCUGCUGCGACCCCCGCAUGUAUCAGACACUGGAUGGGUUGUGGUCUUAUACCAGCUGUUUACAGUGUGCUUGGGCUCAGCCUUUCAAACCACCUAUUAACUUUUGCUGUGGAUACUUCUAUGUGAAAAUUGUACCACAACCUCUAAAGUGCCUCUGGAGUAUGUACAAUGUACUAACAAAGGUGUUGAGAAAGUCGUAGAACAUGUCUGAAUUUUACAAUUAAACCCACUUGUGUACAAAGUUC